CACAUUUAUUCAAAUAACUAAAAAAAGUUAUAGAAAAAGAAAUGCCUGAUAGUUGCUGUGUAGUAGGAUGUGUAAAUAGAAGAAGUAAUGAAAGUUUGUUCAGUUUUUACUGCAUUCCAAGUGGUCAUUCACCAAAUGAAGUUAAAAGACGACAGCUUUGGUUGAAUGCUCUUCAUCGCAAAAACUGGCCUGAUAAAAUGAUAAAAAAUGCUCGUGUAUGCAGCAAACACUUUGUUUCAGGUAAACGGUCUGAUGAACCUAGUCAUCCAGAUUAUGUUCCUUCGGUUUUUAUGUACAAAUCCAACAGUUUAUAUCAUAGACAAUUAGAGCGAUAUCAAAGAUACCGAUUAGGAGAAAAGAAACAAGAAUCAUUUUUUGGAAAUAAUAUUGUUACUGAACAAAUAGAAAAUGCUGAAAAUGAAGAGUGCUCUGUAUUUUUUUGAAAAUGAAGAGUUUUCUGAAAAUAAUACUGAAGAACAAUCUGUAUCGUUUAAAAGUGUAGGUAUCCAAUGUGAUUUGAGCAUAGAAGAAUUAUUGAAAGAAGAAAAUCAAAGAUUAGACAUGGAAUUACGCGAUAGAAACAUGGAAAUUUAUCUUUUGCGACAAGAAAAUGAAAAACUUAAAAAAAGGGAUUCAUCUUUCAGUAUUGAAAACUUUAAAGAAAACAAUGCUCAUUUAAAUUUUUUUACAGGGCUACCAAAUAUAGCAACAUUUCUAUGGAUUCUUUCUUUAUUGACAAGGACAGAUGAUGUAAAACUUUGUUUAUCUCGUUUAUCAAAAGAAAACCAUUUGUUAAUAAUACUUAUGAAGUUGCGACUUGGGCUCCUAAAUAAAGAUAUUGCUUUUCGUUUUAGUGUCUGUCAAAGUGUAAUAUCCAGAGUUUUGAGAAAUUGGCUGCCAAACCUAGCAACUUGCUUACAACCGUUAAUAAAAUGGCCUAAUAAAUGUGUAAUAAGAAGUAACCUGCCAGAGUGUUUUAAAAAGAAAUUUAGAGACUGUGUGUGUAUAAUUGACUGCUAUGAGAUUUUUAUUGAGAGACCAUCAAAUCUAACAACUCGAGCUCAAUCAUGGUCAAAUUACAAACACAACAAUACAAUUAAAUAUUUAAUAGGAAUCAGUCCAACAGGUGCAAUUACUUUCUUGUCUGGUGGUUGGGGAGGCAGAGUUUCAGACAAAGAGCUAACAAAUCAAUUGAGCUUUCUCAAAUAUAUAAAUUUUGGAGAUUGCAUUUUAGCAGAUAGGGGAUUCCUAAUUAAAGAUAAGCUUGCAGAGAAAGGAGCAAACCUUUACAUUCCAGCAUUUUUAAAAGGAAAAUAACAGUUAAGUCCGCAAGAAGUUGGAACUUCAAGACAACUGUCAAAUGUAAGAAUACAUGUUGAACGCAUUAUUGGCAGAGUAAAACAAUUUAGAAUUUUACAAACCACUGUUCCAAUUAAACAAAUAGAUCUUUUAGAUGAUGUAAUGGUCGUGAUAUCAGCCCUUUUUAAUUUAAAGAAAAGUAUUAUCAAGUAACGCUAUAAUAAUUGUUAAUAUUAUAAAUCAUAUUAAAAAACAA
Messenger RNA from Hydra vulgaris (swiftwater hydra), 1555 nucleotides. RefSeq lists its product as uncharacterized. Lineage: Eukaryota; Metazoa; Cnidaria; Hydrozoa; Anthoathecata; Hydridae. The record is from RefSeq and is a predicted model, not a curated record.